Messenger RNA from Acaromyces ingoldii, 1334 nucleotides. RefSeq lists its product as hypothetical. The record is from RefSeq and is a predicted model, not a curated record. Gene Ontology annotation, biological process: ubiquitin-dependent protein catabolic process. The transcript has 4 exons. NCBI's taxonomy places the organism in Eukaryota, Fungi, Basidiomycota, Exobasidiomycetes, Exobasidiales, Cryptobasidiaceae. Gene Ontology annotation, molecular function: polyubiquitin modification-dependent protein binding. The coding region runs from base 8 to 1264 and encodes 418 amino acids. Gene Ontology annotation, cellular component: cytosol.
GACCAAGAUGGCAGACGAAAGAGCACAGAACAUUACUGUCAACAUCAAGGGGCCGUCGGAGAUCAAGCUGACGGUCGAGAUCGCCCUCGAUGCGACGGUGCGCGCGCUCAAGGAAAAGAUCGAGAGCGCGAGGAGCGACGUCCCUGCCGACUCGCAGCGCCUCAUCUACAGCGGAAAGGUGCUCAAAGAUGAGGAGACACUGCAGAGCUACAAGCUACAAAACAAUCACACCGUGCACAUGGUCCGAAGUGCUGCUCGCUCGGCGCCUACAACGGGCAACCCUGCUACCUCUCAGACGAGCGGCAGCAAUUCUGCACCUUCCGGUACCACCCCCGCCACCAACUCGUCUGCCGCGCAGGGCAUCCCAGCCAACUUUGGCGCGGGCCAGGCGUACGGAAGCGAUCCGUUGGCGGCGCUGAACCGAGCCGACUUUGCAGGCCCACACAUGGCCCAGCUGGGCGAUCAAAUGUUCCGGGGAACGGGACUGAAUCCGAACGAUCCCAACAUGCUCAUGACGGCCAUGCAGUCGGAUGAGUUCCGCAACCACAUGCGAUCGAUGCUCGGUCGUCCCGAGGUCAUCGACCAGAUCAUUGCCUCAAACCCUCAGCUGGCUUCACUUCCUGGUGCGAGGGAGCUGCUGCGCUCCGAACAAUUCCGCGAGUUUCUUCUGGAUCCGCAAAGCAUGCAAAGGGCUGCGGAGCUUUCGCGCACCAUGGGAGGCGCAGGAGGCCUUGGAGGCGCAGGAGGCCUUGGAGGCCUUGGCGGCCUUGGCGGCCUCGGUGGAUUCGGAGCGCCGGGAGCCAUGGGUGGGCAGGGAGCGGGGCAGCAGUGGCCCCCUCCAGGCGCCUUUGGACAGGCCCAGCAGGGAGAGCAGAGACAGGGCCAGGCCGCUGGAGGGAACCAGCAGGCUGGCGCCAACCCAUUUGCAGGCCUUGGAGGAGCAGGGCCUGCGCCAGGCGGCGGCGGCGGCGGCGGCGGCGCUGGCAUGUUCGAUCCCGCUUUCCUGCAGCAAAUCCUCGGAGGAGCGGGCGGUGGAGCCGGAGGGGGAGCCAACCCAUUCGGAGGCUUUGGCCGGCCGCCUACUGACUCGCGACCGCCCGAGGAGCGGUACGCAGAGCAAUUGGCGCAGAUGCAGGGGAUGGGCCUUACGGACGGCGCUGCCAACCUGCGCGCGCUGCUGACCGCCGGCGGAAGCGUCGAAGGCGCCAUGUCUAUUCUCUUUGACGAUCCUUCGGGCGGGAGCGGCAGCGCCCCCGGCAGCUGAUAGCAGGUACUUCUUCCUCUCUACACUGUCAUCUUCGUAAUCAAUGAUGCCGUCUGCCGUCUCAGCACCC